GGUCCAGUUCCUCCUUCCGCGCGCUCCUCGCUCCCAGCGCUGCACGCCCGGCCCCCGGAGCCGCGGAACCCGCGCGUUCUCUGGGCGCCGAGGACACGCCUGCCCUUGUCGAGAAAACUUUUCCUGCCGACUCAGUCGUGGCGGCGGUGGCAGGAAGUCGGGGCAGCGACCUCUCCUCUGCCUGCUCCGCGCGCCCUACUACGGGUGUCGGUCCCCAGCAGGAGAGCAAGUUCGUGGGGACCCUUUCCUUUGCUGCUCAGGAGUCCGCCUUGCAGGGACGGCCAGCCCCGGGGAGGGCAGCGGGCCAGGGCGUAGGCCGAGGGCGCGUGGUGGCUCCGGGGACGAGGUGCGGAGCGCGGCCGGGACCCGCGCUGUAGAGUGUGCAGCCCCGAGCAGAGAGCCCUGGGCGAUCGCGGGCUGGAGUCUCCAGUCCUCCGCCUCUCUCGUGUGAGGACCGUGUCCUGGCUCUGAGUCUAUCGAGGAAAAAAAUGAAGUUAAGUCGCCAGUUCACCGUGUUCGGCAGCGCGAUCUUCUGCGUCGUCAUUUUCUCACUCUACCUGAUGCUGGACAGGGGUCACUUGGACUACCCUCGGGGCCCGCGCCGGGAGGGCUCCUUCCCGCAGGGCCAGCUUUCGAUAUUGCAGGAGAAGAUAGACCAUCUGGAGCGUUUGCUGGCGGAAAACAACGAGAUCAUCUCCAAUAUCAGAGACUCGGUCAUCAACCUGAGCGAGUCUGUGGAGGACGGUCCGAAAAAUUCCCCGGGCAAUGGCAGCCAAGGCUCGGCACACCUCCUCUCCUCACAGUCCACCCUGCAGGUUGACCCCAAGGACUGUCUGUUUGCCUCCCAGAGCGGAAGUCAGCGUCGGGAUGUGCAGAUGUUGGAUGUUUAUGAGCUGAUUCCUUUUGAUAACCCCGAUGGUGGAGUUUGGAAGCAAGGAUUUGACAUUAAGUAUGAGGCUGAUGAGUGGGACAGUGAACCCCUUCAAGUGUUUGUGGUGCCUCACUCCCAUAAUGACCCAGGUUGGUUGAAGACUUUCAAUGACUACUUUAGAGACAAGACUCAGUAUAUUUUUAAUAACAUGGUCCUAAAGCUGAAAGAAGACUCAAGCAGGAAGUUUAUAUGGUCUGAGAUCUCUUACCUUUCAAAAUGGUGGGAUAUCAUAGAUAAUCCGAAGAAGGAAGCUGUUAAAAGUUUACUGCAGAGUGGCCAGCUCGAGAUUGUGACAGGUGGCUGGGUUAUGCCUGAUGAAGCCACAGCACAUUAUUUUGCCUUAAUUGACCAACUGAUUGAAGGGCAUCAAUGGCUGGAAAGAAAUCUAGGAGUGAAACCUCGUUCAGGUUGGGCCAUAGAUCCUUUUGGACAUUCACCCACAAUGGCUUAUCUUCUAAAACGUGCUGGAUUUUCACACAUGCUCAUCCAGAGGGUCCAUUAUUCAGUGAAAAAACACUUCUCUUUGGAAAAAACGUUGGAAUUUUUUUGGAGACAGAAUUGGGAUCUUGGAUCUGUCACAGACAUUUUGUGCCACAUGAUGCCCUUCUACAGCUAUGAUAUCCCUCACACUUGUGGACCUGACCCUAAAAUAUGCUGCCAGUUUGAUUUUAAACGGCUUCCUGGAGGCAGAUAUGGUUGUCCCUGGGGAGUCCCACCAGAAGCAAUAUCUCCUGGAAAUGUGCAAAGCAGGGCUCAAAUGCUGCUAGAUCAGUACCGGAAAAAGUCCAAACUUUUCCGAACUAAAGUCCUCCUGGCUCCUCUGGGCGAUGACUUCCGGUACAGUGAAUACACAGAGUGGGAUCUGCAGUAUAGAAAUUAUGAGCAGCUGUUCAAUUACAUGAAUUCUCAGCCCCAGCUUAAAGUGAAGAUUCAGUUUGGAACUUUGUCUGAUUAUUUUGAUGCACUGGAAAAAGCAGGGGCAAAGGAGAAGAAGGGUGGCCAGUCCCUGUUCCCUGUCGUGAGUGGAGACUUCUUCACCUACGCUGACCGGGAUGAUCAUUAUUGGAGCGGCUACUUCACAUCCAGACCUUUCUACAAACGAAUGGAUCGAAUCGUGGAAUCGCGCUUAAGGACUGCUGAAAUUCUUUACUAUUUGGCCUUGAAGCAAGCUCAGAAGUACAAGAUAAAUAAGUUUCUCUCAUCACCGCACUACACAACCCUGACAGAAGCCAGAAGGAACUUAGGACUAUUUCAGCAUCACGAUGCCAUCACAGGAACCUCGAAAGACUGGGUGGUUGUGGAUUAUGGUACCAGACUCUUCCAGUCAUUAAAUUUUUUGGAGAAGAUAAUUGGGGAUUCUGCGUUUCUUCUCAUUUUAAAGGACAAAAAGAUGUACCAGUCUUACCCUUCUGAGACCUUCUUAGAGAUGGAUAUGAAGCAAAGUUCACAAGAUUCUCUGCCAACAAAAACCAUAAUAGAACUGAGUGCAAAGGAGCCAAGGUACCUCGUGGUCUACAACCCUUUUGAACAAGAGCGGGACGCAGUGGUGUCCAUCUGUGUGAACUCCGCUACUGUGAAAGUGUUAUCUGAUUCCGGAAAGCCUGUGGAGGUCCAAGUCAGUGCAGUCUGGAAUAACGCGAGAACGAUUUCACAAACAGCCUAUGAGGUUUCCUUUCUGGCUCAUACACCACCACUGGGAAUGAAAGUGUAUAAGAUCUUAGAAUCACAGAGUCCAAGUUCACACAUGGCUGAUUAUGUCCUGUAUAAUGAUGUACUAACAGAAAAUGGAAUAUUCCACGUGAAGAACAUGAUAGAUGGGAAGGAUGCCAUAACUAUAGAGAACCCCUUCCUUGCAGUCUGGUUUGACCGAUCUGGGCUUAUGGAGAAAGUGAGAAUGAAAGAGGACGGUAAACACCAUGAAAUAAAGGUGCAUUUCCUGUGGUAUGGAACCACAAACAAGAGAGACAAAAGUGGCGCCUAUCUCUUCUUGCCUGAUGGGCAGGGCCAGCCAUAUGUUUCUCAACGGCCACCCCUUGUCAGAGUGACACGUGGAAGGCUCUAUUCAGAAGUGACCUGCUUCUUGGAACACGUGACUCAUAAAGUCCGACUAUACAACAUACAAGGAAUAGAAGGACAGUCAAUGGAAGUUUCUAAUAUUGUGAACAUUGAAAAUGUGCAUAACCGUGAGAUUGUAAUGAGAAUUUCAUCUAAAAUAAACAACCACAAUAGAUUUUAUACUGACCUAAAUGGAUACCAGAUCCAGCCUAGAAGGACAAUGAGCAAAUUGCCUCUUCAAGCCAAUGUUUACCCAAUGAGUACGAUGGCCUACAUCCAGGAUGCCGAGCACCGGCUCACACUGCUCGCCGCUCAGUCUUUAGGCACUGCCAGCAUGGCUUCCGGUCAAAUUGAAGUCUUCAUGGAUCGAAGACUCAUGCAAGAUGAUAACCGUGGCCUUGGGCAAGGCGUACAUGAUAAUAAGAUUACAGCUAAUUUGUUUCGAAUCCUGCUGGAGAAGAGAAAUGGUGUGAACAUGGAAGAAGACAAGAAGAGUCCAGUCAGUUAUCCUUCCCUCCUCAGCCACAUGACUUCGUCCUUCCUCAACCAUCCGCUCCUCCCCAUGAUCGUCAACGCCAAGCUCUCCUCCCCUGCUGUCGAGAUGCUGAGUGAACUGGCGCUGCUUCAGUCAUCUUUGCCUUGUGACAUCCAUCUGGUUAACCUACGCACAAUACAGACAAAGAUGGGCAAAGGCUAUUCCGAUGAGGCAGCCUUGAUCCUCCACAGGAAAGGGUUUGAUUGCCAGUUCUCCAGUAGAGGCACCGGGCUUUCCUGUUCUACUACUCAGGGAAAGAUGUCAGUCCCCAAACUUUUCAACAAGUUUGCUGUGGAAAGCCUCGUCCCUUCCUCCCUGUCCUUGAUGCACUGGCCUCCAGGUGCCCAGAAUGUGAGUGAGAUCAACUUGAGUCCCAUGGAAAUCAGCACAUUCCGGAUCCGCCUGAGGUGAAACCGACUUCCUUCGGAUUGGAGUGGAGAAGCCCUGGCUUUGUUACCCUCCUGGUUUUUACGUGCAAUAACUAAGCACAUUACUUUAGCUUCUGGCUACUGGGAGAACAUGAAUUCUGUGAUUUUUUUUUAAACUAGUCUAAUAAGAAAAGAAGAAAAAGCCAUGCUUUCAAAAGGUUUCUUUUUCUGAGUUUGUCCCACAAACUACUACUACCAGUGUGAACUGAUGUAACAACAACAACAAAAAAGGAAUAUUGAAAGACAACCCCUCAACAGACUGUAUCUCAGGUUAAAUGCUAACUAAUUAUGUUUGAAUUGAGGGUUGUAAAGAGAUUCUUAAAAAUAUUUAUGUUUCUGAUCAUUGGUUUUAUAAAAAAUACCCAUUUGACCUAAAUAGAAAGAAAAAAAAACAAAAGUUGGUGGAUAAUAGUUUUUAAUGGCCAAAAUAGUUGUAAUCAUUGAUCAUUGCUACAAAUUUCAAUUUUUGUGUGUGUUUAAAAUAUGUGGCAAAGUGCAAUCCCUCAAUCCUUAUGAUAAAUGUUGUUGAUUUUCAUACUCCUUCCCAAUGAACCUCUCGACUACCAUUUCCUACCUGCACAUUUAAAAAAAGAACUGGUUUUUUUAGUCAUUCGCCAGUAGAAAAAGAGGCAUAUUUUCAUUACUUGACAAUGUGGGAUGGGUGCAAUGUAGUCCAUUGUCACUGAAACAGAAGAAGCAAUUCCAUUUUCGGUACCACGAGGUGUCUUUUUACACAGCUCAUUUGAAUACAGGUGUUCCAAGGCGGGGUUUUCUAUUUUUAAAUUACCAUAUCAAAAAUAAAUGUGCCUUAUUUUUUUAUAAGUCUUGUUAAACCUUUUGGUGUCCAUAUUACUGUGUGGGAAGGGGAGGGGGGUGGGGAGGCAGGGGCAAGGAUUGGGUGCUUUCUAUAACACGUAAAUUAUGUAACUUUUGCUCGAUAAUGCUGGCCACAUUCUGAUCGGUUUCAUUAAAUUUGUGGUGGUGUUACUCUAAACAUUUUGACUAUUUGAAUGUACUGAGAUGUCAGAAAACAAAACAAGGAAGAAAAAUAUUGUUAAUUAAAAUAUGCUGCUGCCAAGGAAACAGCGACUUGAAGCAAGGAUUUUGUAACACAUGAGAUCCAAAUCCUGUUUGCAUUUCACAGUAGUCAACCAUAUUAAAGAGAGAAGGCUUUAAAAGAGACUGUCUUAAAAUCCACUGCGUGUCGCUCAUCGUGCUGUGUUUUACUAAAGACUGUGUUCCAAACUUUGGUGUGUGGUGACCUCAGUGUGUUGUUCUAGCCCACGUGCCAUCACAGGACUUUUCAGUUCAUUUGAAAUCAUUGUUUCUUUAAUAUAAUAAUAGUAUUUAAUGUCAGCAUAGAAAAAAAUUCUCUGGCUAUGUACACUUUUGAAAAAUUCUCCUCAGUGUCUUAACCUGGUUUAGUAUUCUCUGACUUCAAACUUCCAUUACCUCUUGUCAUUCCAAUACCCUUACAGAGAAAAACAUGUAUUCUGAUAGUCCUCUGGAUUUUCACUCUAGACGCAGCUCCUGUACUCACUGUUCGGUUCUGCUCAUGAACUCCUUUGCCUAUAAAUCAUCAAGGAAACAAUUCCAGAGUCGACAACAGUACUGCAAGGGUAUGAUUUCAUGCAAUAAGCAUGUGAUGUCCAUUCCCUUCCUCACUUGUGGGGGAAUAAGCAUCUGAAAUACAACAGAACACCUUCCUUCUGUAGACCUCUGCGGACAUUGGCUAGGCUAGCCGGGAGCAGAUCCCAGGAACAGGAUCGGUAUUCUCGCUGUAUCUUAAGGGUAUGGCUUCCUGUGGGUGUUCACUGUGUUCGGUGGUUAAGUGACGGUACUUCAUCACUGCAGAAAUUCUGACGGGAUGAAAUGAAAACUGAUGCAAUAAAAAUGGGUCUGCUCUGUGCCAGUCGGGGCCCUGGCUCGGUGUGCGCUGCUGCCGCCAGCUCUUUACUCACAGGUGAAGCAGAAAUUCUACGGAACCAGCAAGUUUCUGCUUUUUAACGUUAUUUUCAGACGACAGCAUCAGGGAAAUGAAGAGAGGGUUUUUUUGCUUUGGGUUAUGGUCAAGAAUUAACUAAAUAAUUCAGUUUCUCUGGCACACAUGAACAGCCAGCCACACUUCCGUCGUGACCUCAGUGGUCUGUUUGGUUGGAUUUUAUUACACGGAUUGUCACAGAUGUUCAGUGGACCAAGGCGUUGCUUUCCUGUUCUCUCCUCACUUCGUGAAAUUUUAAUUUUGUUUAUUAGGUGCAUUCUUCAAAUAUCAGUGUUCUUCUUUUCUAAAAAUAUUGAUUUUAAAUAAAAUGCUGUAAGAUGUUAUAAGACAUCGUAAUUAUCUCCCUGUGUCUUUGUACCUGUGAUGAAAUGUUUUCACGGUCCUUUGUCUGGAAGAAAAUGUUUACUUUCAUUUUGAUUAUUUUGCUCAUUGAAAUCAACAGGUUUUGAUAUUUUUCUCUUGGAAGAUUUUUAUAACUUUUUGGGAAUAUGUAAUAUAAGAUCUCUAAUAAAAUAUAAUCUUAUCCUGUG
Peromyscus leucopus (white-footed mouse) is the source of this 6481-nucleotide messenger RNA. It is a transcript of the gene Man2a1, whose product is annotated as mannosidase alpha class 2A member 1. Gene Ontology annotation, biological process: protein deglycosylation; N-glycan processing; mannose metabolic process. Gene Ontology annotation, cellular component: Golgi membrane. NCBI's taxonomy places the organism in Eukaryota, Metazoa, Chordata, Mammalia, Rodentia, Cricetidae. Gene Ontology annotation, molecular function: carbohydrate binding; alpha-mannosidase activity. The coding region runs from base 489 to 3932 and encodes 1147 amino acids. The record is from RefSeq and is a predicted model, not a curated record. The transcript has 22 exons.